CCCACCUGCUCCUGGGGAGGGCUGGCGCUAUAAAGGGCUGCGGGCAGCGAGCAGAGCUCACAGCGACCCGGGGCUCUCCGGGGAAUCCUCUGCUCCCGGGGGACCAUGGCGAAGCGGGUGGCCGUGGUGCUGGCUGGCUGCGGGGUUUUCGAUGGCAGCGAGAUCCACGAGGCGUCGGCGGUGCUGGUGCAUCUCAGCCGGGAGGGGGCUCAGGCUGAGGUUUAUGCUCCCAACAUCCCCCAGAUGCACGUGGUGGACCACUUGAAGGGGCAGCCCACGCCGGAGCAGCGCAAUGUCCUGGUGGAAAGUGCCAGGAUAGCCAGAGGCAACAUCAAGGACCUGGCUACGCUGGAUGUCAAGGGGCUGGAUGCCCUCAUCAUCCCAGGUGGCUUUGGGGUGGCAAAAAACCUGAGCACUUGGGCCACGCAGGGCAAGAACUGCAGCAUCUCCAAAGAGGUGGAGGGUGUCCUGAGGGCAUUCCACACUGCCCACAAACCCAUCGGGCUGUGCUGCAUCUCCCCAGUGCUGGCAGCCAAAAUCUUCCCGGGCUGUGAGGUGACCGUGGGACAUGACACGGAGUGUGAGCAGUGGCCUUAUGCCAAGACUGCUGAGGCCAUGAAGGAGCUGGGCUGCAGGCACGUGAACAGCCAGGUCACCGAGGCCCACGUGGACGCCAGGAACCGGCUGGUGAGCACCAGCGCCUUCAUGUGCAACGCCCCCAUGCACCAGGUGCACGACGGCAUCGGGAGCAUGGUCAGGGAAGUGCUCCGGCUGGCCUGAGCUCCCCCAGGCAUCCAGCUCCUCUGCGUGGAUCCUGUCCUUCCCCUCACACAGCAACAGCCAAAGUGACACUCAGUGGCUCUGCUCCAGAGCUCUGAUGGCAGCUGAGGAGGGACAAUCCUGGAGGUGCUGUGCUCUGCCAAGGACACGUCGCUCUCUGGCAGGAGCUGGGCUGGGAGCUGCUGUGGGAUCGUGGGAUGGGGUGAGUUGGGAGGGACCUUAAAGCUCAUCUUGUGCCAGCCUCCUUUAAUGGGCAAGGACCCCUUUCAGUAUCCCAGGCUGCUCCAAGCUGGUCUUGGACACUUCCAGGGAUCCAGGUGCAGCCACAGCUUCUCUGUGCACCCUGUGCCAGGGCCUCCCCACCCUGCCAGGGAGGAAUUCCCUCCCAAAAUCCCACCUAUCCCUGCCACAGGCUCCCACAGGGCCCAGGGUCAGCUGCUCCCCAACCCCUCCCUCAGAGCAGUGAAUUGUGGCCAAAGGAAGGAACCCAGCUCUGCUACCAAAUAAAACCUGAUGCUUCUUCUGAAUUCUGAA
This is a messenger RNA of Haemorhous mexicanus (house finch), 1314 nucleotides long. RefSeq names its product putative glutamine amidotransferase-like class 1 domain-containing protein 3B, mitochondrial. The transcript has 4 exons. NCBI's taxonomy places the organism in Eukaryota, Metazoa, Chordata, Aves, Passeriformes, Fringillidae. The record is from RefSeq and is a predicted model, not a curated record. Bases 106 to 780 code for a protein of 224 amino acids.